AUGCCUCUUCAAUUUUUUCAAGAAACCCGUAACCAGAUAGUCAGUCGCCUAACCACAGUGUACCACCGUCUUCAAUAUCAGCAACUCUCCUUGUUCACUGUGGGCGAGUAUCUCCUCGAAAUCAUCGGUGAAAUUGACAUGCUCAAGCAUAUACCCUACACAGAAGUCGACCUACCCGAUGAGAGAGCGCACAACUGCUGUGUCUACCGCUUAACUCGCGUCCAAGUCCAGCUCCGCGAGCAAGCCCUCCUCAUCCGGGGUCAUCCACAGGGUGAGAGCUAUCAGAAAUGCCCGGCUAUCUUCUCCCUAGCGAUUGAGAUGAUCGCUGUUCAAAUUGGGCGCUGUGCUAUUAAGAGUCAUGCGGAUCGGGAUGCGGCUCACAUGGAAUUGAAGGCUUGUUCUAUUGAUGCUAAUUUGCUUUGUGAUACUGUUGGGGUUGGUGAAAUGGAGAAACGGACGCUUAAGGAUCUCUGGCGGACGCUGAAUGCGGGCGUGCCGAACUGUAGAUGUCAUAAUUGCCUUCGGCGGCGGGUUCAGAUUUAA
This is a messenger RNA of Penicillium brasilianum, 543 nucleotides long. NCBI's taxonomy places the organism in Eukaryota, Fungi, Ascomycota, Eurotiomycetes, Eurotiales, Aspergillaceae. The record is from the annotation of a GenBank genome assembly.